This is a messenger RNA of Cydia pomonella (codling moth), 4427 nucleotides long. RefSeq names its product protein nessun dorma (gene nesd). Gene Ontology annotation, biological process: spermatogenesis; male meiosis cytokinesis. Bases 160 to 1725 code for a protein of 521 amino acids. The record is from RefSeq and is a predicted model, not a curated record. NCBI's taxonomy places the organism in Eukaryota, Metazoa, Arthropoda, Insecta, Lepidoptera, Tortricidae. The transcript is spliced from 10 exons.
AUUGUAGUAUCCGAACGUGAUGUUGGGUUGGGUUGACAUUGUUGACAGAUACGUUUUUCAAUUCAAACGAACGGAAAGGAAAACGGCUCAAACGCGGGUUUUAGAAUGAAUGAAUUAGCUAUUACAAUAAAAUAACUUUAUUUCUACAGGCGUUAUACUAUGUUAAUUAAGUCUCAAACGGAUUCUAAUUCCAAAAUGAUGUCGGUGUAUAAUUUCAAUCGGAGCGACAGUGAAAUCCUGCAAGAGUUGGUGCGCGUAUUCAGUUCAGGCCGCGGGACCGCCCGCGAGCAGUGGAGUGCGCAAGCCGAACUUAUAGUGGAACCAGUGGGUUGGGAUGCGUUGUGGAAACUGUCGAAACAGUUUUGCAAGAGGUUUGAGGUCAGAUUUCCAUGCAUAGCAUAUGUGACAGUGUCAUCUGUGGACUUUGAAGUAUUGUCAGCAUCUGUGGAAGUACUGAGUGUGCAGCAUGAAGCUGUGUCAUUGCCAGAAACAGUGGAAGAUGUCCCACUGAUAGAGCUCUGGCCAACUACGCAGCAAAGGGAACAGUGCAUUAAUGAUGCUACUACUGCGGAAUUUAUCGACUUGUUAAGAUUCUACUACACCAACAUCUGGAUGCCCUGGGACGACCAAGACGACAAAAUAGUCCUUCCCAACACCAUCGAAGACCGCAUGCAACUUUGGAUGGACUUACACAACGGCACCAUACCUAACUGUGUGGCUCGCACUAUAACUCUACUGCGGAGCAGUGCGGUUAACGCUUAUGAGAAUUUGAAGGAGCUGGACUCAUCUAUUUGUGAUGGGGGAUUAACUGAUGAAGAUGAUUCCCUCCUACCACCAUCAUACAUAUCCCUCUGCGCCGAAAUGAGCGCCCGUCUGGACGGGCUCAUGUCGAAAUGGACGCUGUAUGAGAACCCUCUCAUCCGGGAGCAGUACCUCGCUAAAGCAAGGGCCAAGUGGCAGAAACACAAGGCACAAAAGAAUGUGGUAGCUCUCUGGCAAGGCGGCCCAAUCUCAGAAUUCGAGGACAUAUCCAAAUUCCUCCGCUCCCGGGUAUCGAAGGAGCAGACCCUCAGCGUGCUGGUGUCUGCAGAGGAAGGCCUGGCGCUGGAACCUGAAGACAUGGUUGUGUGCAGUCCCAACUACGAGCUGCCUGAGAUGCCGCUGUCACAGAUUUCGCUGUGCAGUUUCAAAGGUGCCACACUGAAAGCUGCAGAGAUGCGAACCUGCCUACUGCAGCUGAGCGAGGACUGCCGCCUGCGGGACCUGACCCUGCACUGCGCGCUCGUCAACACCGUCGUGCUGGCGCGCGCGGGCACGCUGCACGUCGCCAACUGCGCGCUCUCUGACGACUCUGACAGCUGUCAGAGUGAUUUCGCGCAAGGAAUCAUAGCGAUGUCCGGCUCAAAAAUUCUAAUCGAGAAUUGUACGUUCGACAACUUCUACUCGGGAAUAGUCGUGCACAAAGGCGCUCAGGUGGAGUUAAGAGGCUGCAGCAUCAGAAAGUGUGGCGUCGGCAUCCAGAUCUACUCCGGGUCCUCGGUGCUGCUCAAUGACACCAGCAUCUCCGGCUGCUCGGAGCACAGUGUGCGCUGUGAGCUGGACAGGACAGCUGGCAAGGAACUUAGCAGUAUUAAAGAACUUGAAAUAAUGCCGAACUGCAGGAUUGGUUCUGGCGACAUUAAGAAGGAGGUGCUUAUCGUUUCACAAGAUGCCAGCUUGUUAUAAACCUUAUGCAAUGCAUACACGGUAUAUUUUCAACCACGCUCGCUCGGCCACGGAUCGCCCGCUCCGUGCGUCACGAGUGUGCACGCUCGCUGACAGCUAGAGUCAGACCACGAUAAAUUCUGCAGCGUCUUUUAUAUUACGGUCACGUCUGAAAAUAUCGAUACGGUCAAAGUGCCAAAAAUAUGUAUACACGACUUUAUUGCCCAUAUAUUAAGGUAGUUACAUAUUUUGGCACUUUUUUCGUAACGAUAUUUUCAGACGUGACUGUACAGACGUGCAAGUGUGAUUUUAAAAGUAAAACUUCUAUGACAUUAUGACGUUUAAAUAACACUUGACCGUCCUGUGCUAUAAAAAUCGCUGCAGAGUUAUCUUGGUCUUGCUCUAUACAUCUCUCUACAUGCGUUUCGUAGCCCUAGGGUUGGCCAUUGGUAAUGAUAAUAAAGAUUUUUCACCUCAGCAGCUCGGACAAGCCUACUUUCGUCACUCCAGGGAGUGAGACAAGCUUUCGUCAUAAUGAUGAUGCCUUUCAUUCAUGAAUGUAAAUAACUGUGGUUAACUUUACUUGAUGUCGAAUUUUUUUAAUCUUUAAUAUGUUCUCACUACUGAGGUGAAAAGUUUUAUGUGUGAGCAAAGUUAUUUUACAUCUCGUGUUUUUGAGUCCCUCGCUUACUCGAGACUCAAAAUCACUCAGAAAAACCAACUUUCUUGUUGCACAAAUAACUAUUAAAUAUAUUAGAACGAACUUUAAAUCAAAAAUACCUUGAUAUGUUUCACUCCGUACUAUGCUCCUCAUAUCAUCGGGAACACGUGUUGGUCGGCCGACGGAUUUUCAACUUAAAAUCAUUGACAUAUAUGUAAGGACGGGCAUUACGGGCAAUAAGGAUGGGGCCAGUACAGCGUAUCACGCACACGAAUUCCAGCCAAUUGUGGUGUCUAACGCCACGACGAGAUUGGUUGAUGAGUUCGCAUCACGCGCGCCAUUGGUCGCAGCUAGUUGCGUUAGACUGCACGAUUCGCUCGAAUUCGUGAGUGACACCACUGAACUAGCACCAUUCUUAGUGCCCGUAAGGGCCAUCCUUAGAUAUAUGUCAAUGCUUAAAAUACGUGAGUGACCCGUUUAUAUUUGAUAUAUCUGUGUUUCACAGAAGUUUCGUUAUUAAAAUAGCUAUUUUUUUUAGCUAUAGGACCAACCUCGAAAUAGCCAAAAACGCGAAACCAAAUGGUGUACCGAAAAAAUAUACAUUAAUUGGGUAAAAUGUACCUAUGAAAUUUCGUUUUUUCGCUUUACCUAAAGAUUUUUAUGUGUACAGUCAAGGUAUUAAAUAUCGGCACGGACAAAUUGCCAAAACUAUGUAUACGCGCCCUUAUUGCACAUACAGUAAGGUAGUGUGUACAUAGUUUUGGCACUUUGUCCGUAUCGAUAUUUAAUACCUUGACUGUAAUAAUAUACAAUGUUUGUGAUUUUUACUCAAAAGAUACCUUAUUGAUUAUUAAUAAGGAGGGUUUCUGGAGGGCUACCGUGAAAAUCGAAGUUUGUCAAUUGCGGGUAUUUUUCUCUGUCACUCUAAUUACGACUUAGUGAGAUUAAAAGAGAAAGAUCCCCGCAAUUUGCGAAUUUCGAUUUUUCCGGUAGGCCCCCUGUUUCUUUUUGGUAGUAGAACCUUAUUGUCAACAAUCAAGGCUCGGAACUGGUUUAUUUCGGUUUUCCUCCGAACUUUUAUAAGAACGCGAAUGUUUUAAGAACUUUAUAAUAAAGAGAUUAAGAUAAGAUUAUAAUAAUCUUUAAAAAAAACCGGUUUACUCGACGAGCGUGGAAACGGCCGGCCGGCCUAGCGGUGUGCCACGUAAACAGACACCGACAUAUGAAGAAACCGGUUUUAUUGCUCUAAACCGGUAAAUUUGACAACGGUUCUCAUAAAAACCGGUUAGAAAAUAACGGUUUUCGAGCGGAACCGAAAUUAAAAGAUUUUGCACCAAGUACAUAACGGUAUGGAAACUUAACCGGUUUCCGAGCCUUGCCAACAAUGCCCAUAAAGCCAACUAUGUAGGUACCCCUUUAAAAUGGCAGCAUGUUUUUACACCACUACGUGAGUUUUGUUUUCAUUAACUCUGAAUGAACUUAAAAUUACGGUUAGGGCUAAACUGCAGAUGGCAUAGACCAGGGGCCGCCAAACUUUUUUUACCUGAGGGCCAUAGGAGCCUGGGAUCCGUUUGGCAACCUCGCACCACGGCCGGACCGUGAGCCAUCGCGUUGGAUAUCCGCGGGCCGAAUUGGAACGCGUCGCGCGCCGAAUCUGGCCCGCGGACCGGGGCUUGGAGACCCCUGGCAUAGACAAAUAUAAUUUUAUUGGCUACGUAGAGAAUUCUAAAACUAAGGACCAAGCUAACACUCAAUGUCUCUGUAAUUUCUUUGCGAUUAUGUUACAUUUACAUUUGUGAUAAGUUAUAGUCGCAACAGACUACUGCGCCGGACUGUGACCUUGAUGCGGUCAAAUAUCUCUUUCUCGCUCUAACUUAUAGCUGCGUCCUUAACGCACGUACGGCGACCAACUAUCGAUACGUGCGCCGCACCGCACCAAGUUCGGUCCGGUGCAGUUAUCUGUAGUCUGUAGACACUUUAAAUAAAGCUUUAUGACGAUAAGAUCGCACUGUUGUCAUACACGUAGCCAAUAGUUGAAUAAAUAUGUCUUCCUUUUAUAGAA